CAUGCCUAUAAAUUAUGUUUAGUAGUAUGUUUUUUUUUCUUGCAAGAAGAUUCGGUUUUUGGGUUCUUGAAAAAAUUGAGGGUUUUUAAUUUAAUAUAUAUAUAAAUGGUGAUGGGAUUUUGGUGUGGGAUUGUUGCUGCUGUGUUUUUGGUCUUCUUGGGCAAAUGGGAUUUAGUUGUUGUUGAGGGUUUUGAAUUUAAUGGUACAGAUUUUUCUUUGUUGGAAUCUCUUUCGUAUCUGGAAUCUGUUUAUGGAGUUUCUGCUGCAUCUCCUCCCCCCGGUGUUCUUAUGGUGGGGCUUACUCUUGUUCAGGGAGCUGCUGCUAAAGGAGCUGUAUGUUUGGAUGGAACCGUACCGGGCUAUCACUUGCAUCGUGGAUUUGGAUCCGGUGCAAACAGUUGGCUCAUCCAGUUAGAGGGUGGAGGCUGGUGUAACAAUAUACGAACAUGUGUUUACCGCAAAAAGACGCGUCGUGGUUCAUCUAAUUAUUUCGAGAAGCAAAUUCCGUUUAUCGGGAUACUCAGCAACAAUGCUGGGGAAAAUCCAGAUUUUUAUAACUGGAACAGAGUAAAGGUUCGAUACUGUGACGGAGCGUCCUUCGCUGGGGAUAGUGAAAAUAAGGCUGUGGGAUUGCAAUUUAGAGGGCAACGAAUAUGGCAAGCUACAAUGGAAGACCUGAUGUCGAAAGGAAUGCGCAAUGCAAACCAAGCACUUCUCUCGGGUUGUUCCGCUGGUGCUCUAGCUUCAAUAUUGCACUGCGACGAAUUUCGAGAAUUAUUUCCGAGACGUACAAAAGUGAAGUGCCUGAGCGACGCUGGAUUAUUUAUGGACGCCACCGAUGUUUCUGGUGGACGCACAGUCAGAGAUUUCUUUCAUGGUGUUGUUAGUUUACAGGGUGUUGGGCGUAAUCUACCAAGAACUUGUACCAACCAUCUCGACCCAACUUCCUGCUUCUUUCCUCAGAAUUUGAUUUCAAACAUAAAAACGCCUCUUUUUAUUCUAAACGCCGCCUACGAUGCAUGGCAGGUCCAAGAAAGUUUGGCUCCUCCGAAAGUCGAUCCUCGUGGCAACUGGGUUUCUUGUAGAAAAAAUAUCGAUAAAUGUUCGGCACAACAAAUACAAUUUUUGCAAGGUUUUAGGAAUACUAUGUUGAAUGCAGUAAGAGGCCUGUCUUCAUAUAGACAAAGUGGAUUAUUCAUAAAUUCUUGCUUCGCUCACUGCCAGUCGGAGAGGCAGGACACUUGGUUAGGAAAGCCUUCUCCUCAAAUCGGCAACAAGGCAAUAGCUUGGGCUGUGGGAGACUGGUAUUUCGAUAGAGCGAAUAUAAAGGCGAUCGAUUGUCCUUAUCCGUGCGAUAAAACUUGUCACAACCUCGUAUUCAGAUGAAUUAAUCGAUUUUUUUAUAAUUUUUUUUCUCGUCAAAUUAAAUUUUUAUUACAUAUAUAUAUAUAUAUAUGUGCUCAUUAGUGAUCCUCAACUACUACUACCAAUUGAUGUUGUAAUUGUGAGAGAUUAGCCAUGUUAAAGGGUAAUAGUGCAAUAAUGUUGAGUGAAAUUUUAUGUCUCUUGAUGUACUCAUUUUGUUCUAUUAAAGGAGAAACAAAAAGGGUAAUUGACCAAGAAUUUUUUUAUUAUAU
Messenger RNA from Erythranthe guttata (spotted monkey flower), 1637 nucleotides. RefSeq names its product pectin acetylesterase 10. Gene Ontology annotation, biological process: cell wall organization. NCBI's taxonomy places the organism in Eukaryota, Viridiplantae, Streptophyta, Magnoliopsida, Lamiales, Phrymaceae. The record is from RefSeq and is a predicted model, not a curated record. Gene Ontology annotation, molecular function: pectin acetylesterase activity. Gene Ontology annotation, cellular component: plant-type cell wall.